Messenger RNA from Stereum hirsutum FP-91666 SS1, 2217 nucleotides. RefSeq lists its product as uncharacterized. NCBI's taxonomy places the organism in Eukaryota, Fungi, Basidiomycota, Agaricomycetes, Russulales, Stereaceae. Gene Ontology annotation, biological process: nuclear-transcribed mRNA poly(A) tail shortening; regulation of mRNA stability. Gene Ontology annotation, cellular component: P-body. The transcript is spliced from 4 exons. Gene Ontology annotation, molecular function: mRNA binding; protein binding; translation repressor activity. The record is from RefSeq and is a predicted model, not a curated record. The coding region runs from base 1 to 2217 and encodes 738 amino acids.
AUGGCUACUCUUCGUCCACCCUCAAGCCCCUCACCCUCGACGUCUCCUGGCCCACAGGGCCAGAACGGAGCAGGAAAAUCUGCGAACUCGAGAGCUUCGAUGGGGCCCGGUGCGCGUCCUGCGGGUGCCAACCAGGCUUUCCCUAUGGCCUCUCCAAGGCCUGGCGGUGGUCCCUCUGGAGGAAGACCCACGAGCGAGUUAUUAGGCUCUUCUGGGAUGUAUCAGACUCCGGAAGCGGAAGCCAUUGACCAAUGGUUCGAAAACCUUCAGAAUUACGAGGUCACUCUGGAAGAGAUGGCUGCUGCCUCUCUCGAUGUUAAUUUUAAAGAAGAACUCUCUGCUAUCGAGCAAUGGUUCAAAGUUCUCUCAGAAGCCGAGCGCACAGCCGCUCUCUAUAGUCUUCUGCAACAUUCUACUCAAGUCCAAAUCCGCUUCUUCAUCACCGUCCUGCAACAAAUGGCCAGGUCGGACCCUAUGACCGCCCUUCUCUCCCCCGCCGUCGGCGGCUCGAUGCAAGCCCAGAUGGAAGCUAAACUGGCCUCUAUGGCCCUCAAAUCACCGGGCCUCAAAUCGAACAUGCCCUCCUCUCCCUCCGCUCGCUCCUUCCCCACAGGCGCAGCACCUCCCACCCCCGGGGGCCGUCAGUCUCUCGCCUUCGACAGCUCCUCCUCCUUCCUUUCGCCCGACUCUGCGGCCGUGGCUGGAGGGGACGCUGCCGCCACCCUCGCCCAGCAGCGCGCAAAGUUAAACGCGAACCAUGCCGCUCGUCGUAUCUCGGCUCCUGCUCUCGCCAGCGCUGCCGACGGCCGUAACAACGUCUGGAGCAACGGAACGACGCUCUCGCAAGUCACGGAACGUGCCAACUCUCCCUCGCAGGAACUCACCGUUUCCGAAGGCACGACGGCGAACCGCUCCCGCCCUCAAAGUACCGAUUUCUCUGGUAUGGCCGCGGGUGCGGCCCUUCGCUCGCCGAGGCCGGACGUCGAGGCAUUCUCUCCCAUGGCGGGGGAUAGCUGGGCGAGCAUGGUCAACACGCCACUCAUCCCGAUGUUCAGCAACAAGAACGCUCAGAGCCAGGGACUGGACGCUGCCGCGCAGAAGUUGAACGAGUGGACGGGUGCGGCGGCCGGUAGGGGUGGCGUUCCGUUGAUGGACGACGCGAAGAAGUACAGGAGGGCGAGCAAGUCGAACGCACAGGGCGACGGUGUGGCGCAGAACGGGGCCGUCUAUGACGACGCCGGUAAUAUUAUUUCGCAGGGUGGAGGGGGCGGCCAGGGAAGUGGCCAACAGCAGCAGCAGCAGCAACAGCAACAGCAACAGCGCAACGCGUCUGGCGGCCUCAGGAACGUCAGCGGGAAUGGCGGCGUGAACGGACAUGGACACGGGCACAGCGGACAAGGACAACAAGGACAAGGCAACUUGGGGCCUGGCGGCUGGAACGGCAAUAAUGGGGCGAGGAGCCCGGCGCUCUCCAACGUUUCUUCGGGCAGGUUCGGGAGCGACUCGGAUUCGAUGGGCAUGGGAGGCGGGAUGGGCGGCAUGCCUGGGUUCGGAGGCAUGGGGGGACUGGCGAGUCCGGCGUUGGCUGGGAUGAACGGCAUGAACGGCAUGAAUCCCAACCAACUGUUGGCGGCGGCGGGGAUGUUCGGGAUGAAUGGGAUGAACGGGAUGAACAUGAAUAUGUUGAACAUGGCGAAUCUGAGCGCGAUGGGGAUCAGUCCCGAGGCGCAGAUCUUGGCCGCGCAGAUGGCGGCGGCGAAUGGGGGCUUGGGGAUGAAUGGGUUUGGAGGGAUGGGGCAGCCGGGGCUGGGAGCGUUCGUGGGAAUGGGACAGGCGGGGAUGGGAGGUGGGGCGGGCAUGCGUGGGAUGGGAGGAAUGGGUGGAGGAGGAGGGAGUGGAAGGUCUGGUGGAAGGUCGCCCGGAUUGAAGUCGAAUGGGGGAGGAAGUAACUCUGGGAAGAAGGGUGACGAGGAGGAUGUGGACCCGUCGCUGCUGAACGAUAUCCCUGCGUGGUUGAGAAGCUUGAGGUUGCACAAGUAUACGCCUAACUUUGAGGGAGUCCAGUGGAGGGAUAUGGUGGUCAUGGACGAGGCGGCGUUGGAGGCAAAGGGAGUCGCUGCGCUCGGCGCUAGGAGGAAGAUGUUGAAGACAUUUGAAGUCGUGAGGAAGAAGAUGGGCAUUGAGGGGCCUGCUGGAAGUGGAGAUGCUUCCUCGUAA